AUGAUAAAUAUUCUUCUAUUUUAGUCGACUUCAUUUACUGUUGCUCAAUGGUGGGUCUUCACUUAUCCCGCCUGGCGGAGGACUUAAUUAUCUAUGCAACCAAAGAAUUUGAUUUCAUACAAAUUUCCGAUGAUUUCUCCACCGGCAGUAGUUUAAUGCCACAAAAACGUAAUCCCGAUAGUUUGGAAUUGGUAAGAGGCUUAUCGGCCAAUCUGUGUGCCACUUUAACGGGAGCCAUGAUGACCAUAAAGGGUACCCCUUCAACUUAUAAUAAAGAUUUGCAAUUUGAUAAACAAUAUUGUUUUGAGGCUUUUGAUAAAUUGCAAUUGGCUUUAGCGGUAACGGAGGGUGUAGUAAAGAGUAUGAAAAUAAAAAUGCAAAAAAUGGAAAUGGCCUUGAGUUCCGAUAUGUUGGCUACCGAUUGGGCUUAUUAUCUAGUACGCAAGGGCGUGCCUUUCCGCAAGGCGCAUCACUAUAUCGGCGCUGUGGUGGCCCAUGCUGAACGCAUGUCUUUGGAGAUAACCGAAAUACCUUUAGAAGAUUUACAACAAAUUUGUCCCCAUUUCGAUGUGGACAUAGCCAAGGUGGCCGAUUAUUCUAGUAAUGUAGAACAAUAUGAUGUUAUUGGUGGCACCGCCACAAUUUCGGUAACCGAACAAUUGAAAUUAUUGGGUGAAUUUAUUAGUGGUUUAAAGAAAUUAGAAUGAUUGUUUGUUGAAGGCUAGACUAACCUUCCGAUACUUUUUGUCUGUUUUUAUUUACACCAAAUACUUUGUUUUAAAUUAAUUAAAGUUUAUAAUACAAUUUAUUGAUAAAAUAUUAUUUUAAAAAUAAUUAUUAAAAAUUAAAAUAUUGAAAUUUGAUUUGAUUUUGUGAUUUAA
Molecule: messenger RNA, 881 nt
Organism: Lucilia cuprina (Australian sheep blowfly)
Lineage: Eukaryota; Metazoa; Arthropoda; Insecta; Diptera; Calliphoridae
Product: argininosuccinate lyase
Exons: 2
Coding region: 48-707 (219 amino acids)
Cellular component (GO): cytosol
Molecular function (GO): argininosuccinate lyase activity
Source: RefSeq, a predicted model, not a curated record